This is a messenger RNA of Clonostachys rhizophaga, 486 nucleotides long. The record is from the annotation of a GenBank genome assembly. NCBI's taxonomy places the organism in Eukaryota, Fungi, Ascomycota, Sordariomycetes, Hypocreales, Bionectriaceae.
AUGGACCGCAUCAAGGAGAAAAUGAACCAGCUCCGCCUGGAGGCUGAUGAGGCCAACACCAAGGUUGAGGAGCUCCAGACCAAGGUGAAGACUCUUGAGCAGGAUGCCUUGUCCAAGGAGCAAGAGAUCACCUCUCUGCAGCACAAGAACAACCUCCUUGAAUCAGAAGUGGAGAAGCUCGAGACCAGCAUCAAGGAUGCCAAGAAGGCAGCAGAUGAGGGCCAACAACACGGCACCCAGAAUGAGACUCUCCAGCGCCGUCUGCAGCUCCUCGAGGAAGAAGCCGAGGAUGCUGACAAGACACUCCGCGAGGCCAACGAGAAGCUCCGACAGACCGACGUCAAGGCCGGCCACUUCGAGCGCAAGGUACAGGCUCUUGAGCAGGAGCGCGACCAGUGGGAGCAAAAGUACGAGGAAAUGGCCAAGAAGCACGCAGCCCUCCAGAAGGAUCUCGACGACCUGCAGGGAGAGAUUGGUGCCAUCUAA